AACUAGUUCCCUCAGUGCUCGACGUCCGAUGGCCACAAACAAAACGCUGCGUCCCUAACCUGAUCACGGAAGAACGCGGCGUCGGCGGAUUUAGCUUCGUCUAGGAGGUGUUUUGUGCCGAAUAGCGUCUCAGAAAGCGCCGGUUCACGAUGGACGAGGACGUGGUGGAGAUCGGGAACGUGGAGAACGUCUGCAGGUUGUGCCUGUCCACGGACGAGCCGAAGUCUUCGGUGUUCAUAACGGACGAGCAGGAGGACCCCGCUGCGUCGUUGGCCAUCAAGAUCCGAUCCUGCCUAUCAAUCGAGAUUUUGACUACUGAUAAGUUGUCCACAUUGAUCUGCACAAAUUGCGUGCAAAAUGUUAAUCAAUGGCAUACCUACAAGGAAUCCUGUCUACGUUCACAGGAUAAACUACAGGAGUGGCUGACAAGUCAACAACAAUCGAAACCAACGGUUAUAACAAUUAAGGAUGAACCAGUGGACUUAGAUUACGAAGACAAUAUAGAGAUUAUCUCAGAGUGCACCAACAACCAGGAGUUAUCGAGUCUAUCAGUUGAUACAGUGGAGGGCAGCGAGACUAACAAUGAGCAAGUAGAAGAAGUGUCAGAAGACAUUGUUAACAAUGACGAAAGUGAUAAGACUAACGCGGAUAAACAGAUAGAAUCAGAAACAAUUCCAUCUGUAGCAGAGAAAGAGGUUGAUCAAGAUGAGAGUCAAGUGGUGAAGGACCAACAAAAUCCUCCACUUUCGCGUGUCAUUAAAAGUGAACCGCGGGAUGAUUACGAUACCGAUUGUACUGUAGAAUUAGACGAUAACGUAGACGAUAACGAGUUGUUGUUGAAUCCCAUGGCGCUCGGCACAAAGGAAGACGUGGUUAUGGAAGCCGAUUCCACCCAAAAGUUCAACAAUACAGCUAGUGGCGCGACACAAAAGAAAAAGCUACGACGCGGCCCUCACACUCAUUUCAGAGGCACGCGCGCUUUCAAGCAGAAGUGUGUAUACUGUCAAAUAUUUUUGCAUUCCAAACAUUCAUACAUGAAGCACAUGAAGCGAUUUCACAGUAAUAAAAACAACAGCGCCGAGAACUCGGAGUCUCAGAAUGACGAGGAGGAGAUGGUGGAGGAUCUAGAGGACGAGCUGAUCAGUAUGGAGAAGGACUCGCCGUUGACGCAAGUUCAACAGGACAUUAUCAGCCAACUGAAGACGUUCUCUUGUUACUCGUGCCAACAAAGCUUCAACGAUCGACGCAGCACGCUUUUUCAUAUCCGUCAACACCUGCCGGAUUUACGACCGUACACGUGUAUCGCUUGUCUGACUGAGUUCUCUGAUCGGUCGAUGUACCAGUCGCAUUGCGGCGCAUCCUUUGAAUGCGCCAUGAAGAUCGCAUUGGUUGUGCCGAAGCAGGGUAAUGAACGGUACUUCACGUGCAACAUGUGCUUGCGCUCUAUGCGAGGUAGGAAAGAGCUGCUCAGCCAUUUGUCCAAGCAUUCCGAUAAGCAGUACGAGGAGAUGAUGUCGCCGGCCCGACCGCCGCCCAAACUGAAGCCGAUGGCACCGUUACCAUCGCCGAAGAACGACGACGCCAACAAACCACCGCCGCAGAAAAACCUGAACGGACCAUAUAAGGACGGCGAUCCCGCGCACAAUCACACGUGCGAUCUGUGCGGCAUGAUAUACCGAUACCGGCCCAACAUGAUCAAGCACAAGCAGCUCUGUAUACGGCUGCAGCCGGAGGUGAGGACAUCGUACAAGUGUGCGCACUGUUCCAUGACGUUCCUUGUGUUCAAGAAGUUCCACACUCACGUCACGAUCGGCCACAAGAAGAAGGACUUCACCUGCGCCGUGUGUAACUCCCGAUUUAGGUCGCCGAGUGAUUAUCUCACCCACCACGAACAGCAUCGCGCGUCGCACGGCAGUCGGCCGGUGCAGCAAAACAGCGGCAAGACUUCGCAGAAUGCUCAGUUGCCGUUGAAAGAACGCAACGCCCACGGAGCGGACGCUAAGACUAAGGCCAGCGAUGAGAAGUAUACUUGCUCUCUUUGCAACUUGGGUUUCUCGACGCGGACCGAGCUGACGGAACACCGGCAUCUACAUCUCAAGGUGAAGAUAUACUCGUGCGCCAUUUGUCGUAGUAUGUUCAGCAGCGCUGGCGCCUUGGAGAUCCAUAUGAAGGACCACGGUAUAGAAGAUCCGAACGAGCAGAACGCAAACAUCUCCUGCGUGGAAUACGGCAGUUUGGACGAGGACGUGAGGAUCGAUAAUGACUCGAUAAACGCUAGCGCUGUCUCGGAUCCCGGCACACAGCGCUACGAGUGUAAUCAGUGUGGCAAGGUGCUGUCCAAUUACGCCAAUCUCAGACGGCACGCCACGAUCGCGCACCGGAACACCAAGCAUUACCAAUGCACCGAGUGCUCGGAAACGUUCACUCGUAAGGAAGUAUACGAGCAGCACAUGCAGCACGAGCACAAGACCUCCAAGACCAUGUUUCAUUGUCCUCAGUGUCCCAAGAGCUUUGUCUUCCAGACGAAUUUCAGUUAUCACUUUAGAACCGCGCAUCUCGAGAAGUCGCAGGACGGUUACGCGUGCGACAUUUGCGGCAAGGUCUUCGUCGAGGAGGCUUCCUUAAAGAUACACAAGGGCUGGCACAAUCGCGCCAAUUCUCGCCUCAGCACUCGAUUCAUUCUGGCGAAUCAAAAGAACCCCAACGACUUGCAGAAGGAUACAAGCGUCACUGAGACGAACUCACCGGAACGCCCAGCAAGAGCUCGAAAGUCCUUCCCCAACCCUUCGUCGCAUUCGUCGUCGAAGUCGCAAGGUAACUUGCAGUGCCAAGUGUGCAACGACAAAUUCAAUGACGUGACCGAGUUGAGGACACAUCUGUGGGAUAUACAUUGCGCUAAAAACAAACCAGAGAAGAGUAUAUCCAACGAUGAGCUUCAAUGCGAGCUGUGCACGAAUGUCUUCCCCGACAAAACAAUCCUGGCCGCUCACAUGAAGUGGCACAAGGCCAAUCCCAUUCUCAGCGACGUACACAAAACCUAUACUUGUGACGUGUGCAACAAAUCCUACAGUUCGAAGAAGGUCCUGUGGAAGCACAAGAGACUUCACAAGGCCACUUUUGUGACUUCCAUGAAGUUCCAAUCGUUGGCCAAGAAGCCGGCGAGUCAGUUCCUGUGCACAAUUUGUCGAAAGGUCUUUUCAAGCGGUCAGUCUCUACAGCGACACAGACUCAACUUCCACAGCGACCUACAGAAUCAGCAUCAACGUACGCAGCAGCUGAACAACAGCAACCGGAGAUUAUCGCUCGAGGAGGAACCGAAGUUGAAGCGUAUGAAAAUGGAAAUAGACGACAACCCGCCCAAGUUACCGCCUUUCGCCAUGGAUUUCGCUGGCGAGAGGAAGAAGUCGGUCAUGUGCCACGUGUGCAAGAAAAUGUUCGCCAACAUGAGCGUGUUGUACAAGCACAAGCAGGCCGUGCAUAAACCGCAAACGGGGAAGGAUGGCUUGCCCGAGUGCAGGCCGGUGUCGACGCAGGACGGCAAGUUCUCAUGCAACGUCUGCUCUAAGGAGUUCCCUGGCCUGUCGAAUCUGCGACAGCAUUUCACGAUCAAGCACAAGAAGGGCUACGACCAGCAGUACCAGUGCAACGUGUCUAGCUGCGACCUGGUGUUCCCCACGUCCGAUUCGCUGAAGGACCAUGAGCAGACGCACACCAACAUGAUGUUUAGCUGCAGACUGUGCGAUCGUUAUCUCUUCAACAAAGAGUACAUGAUGGAUCACAUUAUCAAUGUGCACAACACUGCAUACCAGGCCGACAGCAAGACGUUUCACCGGGAGAUCGAUCUCAAUACCUACGUGGUGAAGGGCGCAACCGGGGCUACGUGUCCGCGAUGCAACGUCAAAUAUCCCAACAACCGGGCCCUGAAGAUACAUUACGUGAAGGUCCACGAGAAUACCGAGUAAAAUCUCCACUGAGGUCACGACUGGUGCCGCGUCGUGUAGGAUUAUUGGGUUGCCAGGUGGGCAGAAAAGGUUUUACUGAAUUUUCACUUGCAAAAUAACACAGUGGAUCGUUCCAAUGCGAUAUGUUCCUGAAACGGAUUUACGUGUUUCUCCACGCGACGAAUCGGCAAUUCUCUUCUCGGGUUGAGCAUCCUGCUUUCGAGAGCGGAGAACAUUCGAUGGGAGGUUCGUGUCUUGUCAUAAAUUUGCCAAGAUUGUCCCAUUAAUGCGCGAGCCAAGACAUCAUAAUGGGUCGCGAUCAGCGUUAAGCUAUCAUAUUUUCGAUAUUUAAGUCACCGACGAAAGAGAAUGUGAAAAGAGAGAAAGAGGUAAAGAAUAAAAAUAAGAAUGAGGACAUGAGACGAGAUUGUAUGUGUUACGUUAAGUUGUAGUCGCAGAAUUUUCGUGUAGCAUGCACAGAUGUGCGUUUCCGUAGACAACGGUUCAUCGUAAACGAUUUGUUACCUGUUUGAUACGGCGACUGUAAUAGCGACCAAUGACACUUGUAAAUAUCGAGGCGAUAGCGAGCUAUGUGCGAUGACUUUAUGACGCGCGGUCUUUCAGUGCAGUUAUUGCGAUAAGUCGAUCGGCCAGAUUUUAUUUUCUAGGUUACGUGAAAUCGUUUAGUUGCGCGUUGUCAGUUUCACAUCAUGUACGGUCUAAGUGUCUCGCGAAAAACUGCGAGAGACAAGUUUACAUUUUAGAAUGCAUCUUUAAUCGCGUCGCCACGGUGUUUUACUUGUUUUCAUAUCGUUCCCCAUGUGCAACCUGGUCGUAGCGAUAACGAUAACGAUAAAUGACCGCGUUCGAGAGAGGCAUCGUGUAUGAUAGCUGCUUAGCGAGUUUACUUUACCUAAACACAUAUUAGAUACAUUAGGUAUUAUAACUAUUAUUAUACAUGAUAUUGCAAAAAUAAAUCUCGUAACUUGCUUACAUAACAGUAUUUAUUAAGUUUUUCCUUGAUACAUCGGUGUUUCAGUUUCGCCUAACUUUGACAGCAGAUUUAUACGCUGUGUGUUUUUUCAUUUGUUCCUCCCUUCUAUACAUAUAUACAUACAUCUCUCUCUUUCUCUUUAACCGAUUUAUUAAUAAUGUAUUAUGCUAGUUUUAUUAUUAAGUGCGUUUAUAACGCGCAAAUUGUAGUGCUUUAUGUAGCAAUAAAGUAAAAGUAAGGUAAAGAAGAAACCAAUAAAUAUUGAUCCUCGUUGUAACGAAGGCUCACCUAAACGCGGUCGCCACAGAGCCACGAGCAAAAUUUUAAUCGUAUCAUGUUACUGGUAUUUGUGAGAUAUGCAAACAUAUUUUAUUCUGGAAAAAAUGUGGAACAAUUUAAACUUUUUGAAAAUAAUUAAUGAUUUCUAUUACAAUAAUAAAAAAAAGUUUUAAGCAGGCAAUAUACAGGGUAGUUUGCAUAACUUUUCCAAGUUUGAUAUCUCUGAAAUUAAAAAAGAUAUGAAAACGUGUUUUGAACAAAAGUUGUAGAAUAUCGAGGGGAGACACACAAUAACAAUAAUAUUUGACCUUAGAAUAAUUUUGAAAAACCCUGUCAACUUUAAUUUUUUUUCAUGGAAUUGUAUGGUUUUUUCGACAUAAAUCUAUCUUUGAUCGUACAAAAAUACCGAAAAUAAAAUAAAAUAAAAUACCGUACAUAAAAUAAUCGAAAAGUGAAUAUUUUCGGAGAUAUUUUGUAUUUUAUCCUGUAUUCUACAUUUUAUCCUUUUCAUAAUACAUUUUAUCACUUUUCAUAAUACAAAAUAUAAAAUCUCAUAAACUAUUCAUUUUUCGAUCACCAUAUCUUAAUAUUUUUGUACAUGGAAUGACAAGAGAAAUCGAUCAGUUAUACUAAUUUUUACACACUGGUGCAUUAACAAAUCUAUAAAAUACACAGAAUUUUAUUUAAAAUUUUCGUAUAUUUUUUGUUAAAACAAUCGAUUCAUGCCGAGAAAAAUCCAUGAUUCCAUUAAAAAAAUUAAAAUUUACUUUGACAGAGCUUUUCAGUUAUUCUAAGGCCAAAUAAAUAUUAUUAUUUUUUACCCCUUCGAUAUCCUACAACUUUUGUUAGAAACACUUUCUCAUGUCUUUCUUAAUUUCUGAGAUAUCGAGUUAUUGAGAAUUAUAUGGAUCACCCUAUAUAUGUACAGGAUACAAAAAAUGUGCAGGAACCUCUGAAUAUCUCGAAAACAAUACAUUUCAGAAAAAAAGUUUCAAAUAAAAGUUAUUUGGUAGUAAAAAAUGUAAUUAAUGAUUAUAAUAGUUUGACUUUGGAUGACAUCGUCAUCCAAAAUAAAUUAAAUCAACAUAUAAAUCUUAAACAGGAAUCCAUAUUUUUAUUGUAUAUUCUUGUACAGGAUGUCGAGGCGUUUACAAGAUGGUAUAAAUAAAAACCCUUUUUCAAGAAUUCUCUGAGUUAUAAGCAAUUUUACUUAUGCCGCGCCAGCAUUAAUAUUAAUGCGCACAAAAAUAUGCAUAUGUAUCGAUAACAUUAACAACCGCGCUAAUGUGUCUCUGAUUUUAUAAUUAAAACGAUGUAAAUUUCCAUCAUACAACAUGUAUUACAUGAAACUAUUGCAUAAACUUAUUAGUUUACAUAAUAAUGCAAAUUUAUAUCAUUUUAAUGAUAAAAUCAGAGACAAGUUAUUAGUAUACAUCGACACAUGUGUGUAUCUUCGUGCGCACUAACGUUCGGCGACUUCAAUUAUAACUCAGGGAUUUCUUGACUAAAAAAAAAUUUAUACUAUUUCGGAAACGUCUCAAUAUCAAGUACAAUAAUAUGUAAUAAAAAAUGUGGACUUAAGACUUGUACGUUGAUUUUUAUGUCCUUUACCAACAUGACCCAGAAUCAAACUGAAAUUACCGUUAAAUACAUUUUUUAAGACGAAAAAACUUUUAUUUAAAACAUUUUUGUGUAAAAUAUGAUGUUUUCAAGAUAUUCAAGGAUUUCGGUGCAUUUUUUGCACUCUGUAUAUAUACGUGUAUAUGUAUAUAUGUCAGAAAAUUUCAUGUAUAUAUGAACAUUCUGAAAAUUCCAUAUGUACAUGGAAUCCUUAAAUUUGCAAGGAAUAAAUAUUAUACUAUAUGUUACAUUAUUAUAACUAUAUGUUACAUUAUUUCAGUGAAAAUCGAUGGCAUGAUAUACCAUCUACAAUCAAAACUUAUAUCGUCUGUAUCACUCAAAAUGAUUAUUUUUACUUGUGUAUACUUAUCUCUUUAAGCAUAUAUACGUAAAUAUAAUUAGAAUAUAAAAUAUAUGGAUUGAAGAUAAAAAUAAACGUUUGCCCAUGUAUAACAUCCGUCAACUUGGACACUAAUCAUGCUCUCCUCAUUUUCUGAAAAUAGAAAAGGAAAUUAUGUGGUCACGUUAAUAAUCUAAUAUUAUUUCCAUUGCAUAACAAACACUGUUAUUGUACUUUGUCAUAUGCGAAUGAUCUAAUAAAAGCUAUAAUGCAUUGUUAUAUAUUUUUAAA
Messenger RNA from Odontomachus brunneus, 7465 nucleotides. RefSeq names its product zinc finger protein Xfin-like. The transcript is spliced from 4 exons. The record is from RefSeq and is a predicted model, not a curated record. Gene Ontology annotation, biological process: regulation of transcription by RNA polymerase II. Lineage: Eukaryota; Metazoa; Arthropoda; Insecta; Hymenoptera; Formicidae. Bases 150 to 3962 code for a protein of 1270 amino acids. Gene Ontology annotation, molecular function: RNA polymerase II transcription regulatory region sequence-specific DNA binding; DNA-binding transcription factor activity, RNA polymerase II-specific; zinc ion binding. Gene Ontology annotation, cellular component: nucleus.